CGUGUGUGUGUGUGUGUGUGUGUGGGAAGAGGGGGUGGGGUACACUGAUGUAACCAUGAGAACACACUGACCGCUGGGAGAGGAGUCCAGACGACCCCACGGGCUGCUGCACAUGGUAGGAUGUAGAGCACUAGAUCCAGAUGGAUCAGGCUGUCUUUGUGAGAGAGAGAGAGAGAGAGAGAGAUAUCAGCACCCAGGCGUCUGAUUCUUCGAGAAGCCGGUUCUUCCUGCUUUCACGCACCUUUAUUCCUUUUCCUCUGAUGUAGCAUCUCUGAAACGGCAGCAACGAUUCCUAGUUUACGACCUUUUUCACUUGAAGAUGCCCCGCCGCCUCUCCAACAUGUCACUCCUCACCCAUGUGUUGGCCUGCCUCUUUGGCAUGGGCUCGUGGGUAGCCAUCAAUGGCAUGUGGGUAGAGCUUCCACUUAUCGUCCCAGAGAUCCCUGAAGGCUGGUACCUUCCUUCCUACCUGACCAUCCUCAUCCAGAUGGCCAACAUCGGCCCCCUACUCGUCACGCUGCUGCAUCGCUUCCGGCCUGGAGCGCUCAAUGAACCUGCCGUCAUCUAUGCCAUCGUGAGCAUGGGCUGCGUGGCCUGCCUCCUGCUGGCCUUUCUGUGGAAGCGCACCGUGGAGAUCGCAGGCUCUGCCCACAGUGUGCCGCUACUGGUGCUCACCUUCUUUCUGUCGGUGGUGGACUGCACCUCGUCUGUUACCUUCCUGCCCUUCAUGAUGUGCCUUCAACCACAGUAUCUCACCACAUACUUCAUCGGUGAGGGCUUGAGUGGGCUGGUGCCAGCACUGGCGGCACUGGUCCAGGGUGUGGGCGUGGUCCACUGCAGGAACUCCUCUCACAUCUCCAAUGGGACUCUGGUGAAUGGCUCAGGAGCAGCUUCCGAGCUGGAGGCCCACUACCAGCCCGCUAACUUCUCAGCCGAAGCCUUCUUCAUCUUCCUCAGUGCCAUGAUGGCCGUGUGCUUGUUCGCCUUCCUUCUCCUCAACCGGCACCCGGGCGUGAGGCGGGAGCACGAAGAAGGUCGCUACCUCAGCGCGGGAGCUGGUGUUGGCAAGGAAGAGCAGGGCCUCCGGCUCCGCAGCCAGCAGGAGGAAAAGCCCAUGAUCGCUCCUGUGGACCACCACCAGAAGGAGUGCAGGAGUUCCUUUGGGACUGGAACCUACAGUGGACUGCAGGUGGUCUUUAUCUUUGUGGUCCUGGCCUGGGUCAAUGCUCUUACCAACGCGGUCCUGCCAUCGGUCCAGUCCUACUCCUGCCUCCCCUACGGCAACAAGGCUUACCAUCUGGCCGCUACCAUGGCGGCCUUAGCCAACCCUCUGGCGUGCUUCAUCGCCAUGUUCGUGCCCAUAAGGUCCUUGUUGCUGAUGACAUUUCUCACGGUGUCUGGCACGGGCAUUGGCGCGUUCAUCAUGGCCAUGGCGAGCUUGAGCCCUUGUCCACUUCUGGUCAACCGCACCUCAGGAACGGUGCUCAUUGUUGUAGCAUGGAUCCUCUUUGUCCUGACCCUGUCCUACGUCAAAGUGAUCAUCGGGGUAAUCUUGCGGGAUGAAGGACACAGUGCCCUCGUGUGGUGUGGCGCAGUAGUGCAACUGGGCUCCAUGCUCGGGGCCCUGACCAUGUUCCCUCUUGUUAGCGUGUACAGUCUUUUUAAAUCUGGGGACCCUUGCAACACGAAAUGUCCACUCUGAAGGCACAGCGCUGGUCCUUUGCCCCGUUCCAGUUUGAUCUGUAGGGCACACCUGCCGUUUACUCCCCCUGACCAAGUAGUUUACUGAACUCUCUAAAGACAGUAUUCUGGGUGAAUGCCCUGGGGACCCAAAGAGCUCUAUUGUAGGGGCUGUAUUUUGUUUUGCAAAGAAAGGCUCCGGAUCACUGUGACCCUGCUGUAGGACAGGUUGCUCACAGUGAGUGAGAGGGAGUGAGAAUUUAUUUUUUAAACUUCUUUUUGAGCAGUGUGAGAUCCUCCUUGUCAUUUCCAUGAUUUUAGAGUCUUUCAGCUUGACCAGUGCAUUUGUUAUUUAUAUGUAUUUUCUUUAAAAAGCAAGACGCAUUAUUCUAUCUGCCAAAUAAUGUACUAAGUUUG
Molecule: messenger RNA, 2097 nt
Organism: Scleropages formosus (Asian bonytongue)
Lineage: Eukaryota; Metazoa; Chordata; Actinopteri; Osteoglossiformes; Osteoglossidae
Product: riboflavin transporter 2-like
Exons: 4
Coding region: 320-1702 (460 amino acids)
Biological process (GO): riboflavin transport
Cellular component (GO): plasma membrane
Molecular function (GO): riboflavin transmembrane transporter activity
Source: RefSeq, a predicted model, not a curated record